AUGAGCCAUUUAAUUGACUCUUAUAAAUUAAUAUCAGCAAAAUUAAAAAAGAAGAAAUUCCCUAUGCGGAAACCAAACUAUGGGGAAGCAAUCGAUCAAUUUACACAAGUUAUGAAUAGUUUUAAAAGAGAAGGAAAUAAUAUAUAUGCAGCAUUUUGUUGUUUAUCGAUAAGCAGGUGCGAACAAGCAAUCAAAAGUUCAUCAUCCGCAGAAGCAUCUUGUUACAUUGAUGCUGGUUAUUUAAUAUGGGAAAAUGAAAUUCAAACCUCAGAAACAGAAAUUAUCAGCUUUGAAGAAAACAUACCAGAAGCAAUCAAUUGUUAUUUGUUAGCUAUUAAAAUUUACCAAAACUAUAAAAGAUUUAGCAUUAUGGGUACAUUAUAUUUUGAAAUGGCAACAAUAUUAAAAAAACUAAAUAAAUUAGAAGAAGCAGCAGAGAAUUUUCAAAAAGCAGCAGAAAUUCAAAGGACAGAAAGUCCAAUAAGCUCCAUCAACUCAUUAAAAGAAGCAGCUUAUUGUAAAGUAAUGGAAUGGGAUUAUAAAGGUGCAUGUGAUUAUUUAGAUAUGAUUGUUACCAUUGCAAGCGAAACUACACAACCUUUAGAAUCAAGAAUGAACCAAUUAUCAUUAUUUUCAAAUAGCGAAGACUCGAUAAUAAAUAAUAAUAAUAAUAAUAAUAGUAGUAAUAUAAAUAGUAUCAACAGUUUUUAUAAUAAUAAUAAUAAUAAUAAUAAUUUUUCGUCAUCUUCGUCAACAAUAAAUAUCAAUAACAAUACAAUUUUACCAUCAUCAGUUAGUAUAUCAUUAUAUCCAUUCCUAUUAAUUGAAUCUAGGGUAUCAUUAUUUCUUUUAUAUAUACUUCAAGAUAGUUUCCCAAAAGCCCAGGCUCAACUUAGCAAAUUGGUAACCGAUAUUAACGAUCAACAAUAUGGCACUGGUUCUGAACUAUCCGAAGAAACAAUUGCAAUUUUAAAUAAUCUUUUCAUUGCUUGUGAAAGAAAAGAAGUAAAUGGUUUGCCUGCGAUUCAAAGAGAACUUUGGAGCUCUUUAAAUGAUUUACAAAAUGACAUACUUCAAAGAAUUUGGUGUGCAAAUAAAAUGCUUGUGUAA
Messenger RNA from Dictyostelium purpureum, 1110 nucleotides. RefSeq lists its product as uncharacterized. NCBI's taxonomy places the organism in Eukaryota, Evosea, Eumycetozoa, Dictyosteliales, Dictyosteliaceae. Gene Ontology annotation, biological process: vesicle cytoskeletal trafficking. Gene Ontology annotation, molecular function: protein binding. Bases 1 to 1110 code for a protein of 369 amino acids. The record is from RefSeq and is a predicted model, not a curated record. The transcript has 2 exons. Gene Ontology annotation, cellular component: early endosome.